AUUGUGCAAAGGCUUUUCGGUAAGCCCAAUUUACCCUUCUUUUCCGAGACUGAAAAUUCUUGUGUCCCUGUCUCUGUUUUUCUUCAAUCCCUUCCGACAAAGACCCUCGCUCCCGCUUCCCCUUCCAAUCUUUCUGUCUCUAUCUCUCCGUUCAAUCCAUGGUCGUGGAUCAUCGGAAAGGGUUCUUUCGGGGUAUAAAGCCUUUUUGAAUUGAUUUUAUUGAUCAUAUGACUUAGAGAUUUGGUUGACGUACUGAAGUUAGGGUUUUGAAAUGGAUAGUUUGGGUUUGGGCGGUGGGUUUUUGUCGGGUUCGAGUGGUGGGAUAUUGGACCUGGAGGCAUCAAUUCAUAGGCACCAACAGACCCAUUUGGGGCAGCCACAGCAAACCCAGCAGCAUCACAUGAAUGUGAUGACUGGUGGUGCUGAAAAUGAUAACUCCAUCGGUUGUUCGGUCCCAAAAUGUAUUGCAAUGAAUUGUGGUCGAGGGAAGGCCAUUAGCCCGGUUAAUGCUGCAACUAACAACACUACGAGCGAUGAGGAUGAGCCAAGUUUUGCUGAAGAUGGAUCUGGUGAAACCUUGAACGGUCUUAAGGGGAAGAAAGGGUCUCCGUGGCAGCGGAUGAAAUGGACCGACAGUGUUGUUAGGCUUCUAAUAGCAGUAGUUGCGUAUGUUGGGGAUGAUGGUACGCCGGAGGCUGUGGAGGGGCUGAAGAGGAAGUCUGGGAUUUUACAAAAGAAGGGUAAGUGGAAAACAGUCUCGAAGAUUAUGAUAAGUAGGGGUUGUUGUGUUUCCCCCCAGCAGUGUGAGGAUAAGUUUAAUGACUUGAACAAGAGGUACAAGCAGCUGAACAAAAUUCUCGGGAGGGGAACUACCUGCAGGGUGGUGGAGAACCCAAGCCUACUGGACUCCAUGCCCCAGUUAUCAGCUAAGGUGAAGGAUGAUGUGAGAAAAAUAUUGAGCUCAAAACAUUUGUUUUAUAAGGAAAUGUGUGCAUACCAUAAUGGACAGAGGAUACCUAACUGUCAUGAUCUUGAUCUGCAAGGGCAUUCUUUACCUGUUGCAAGGUGCUCCAAGGACACUAAUGGCUCUGAAGGGGAAGAAGCUGAAGAGCAUGGUGACUGUGACGAUGAUGAAUUGGACAAUGAAUACGAUAAUAAUGCUUUUGGGAAUGGAGAGAGGUUGGGGGAGGCCAGUGAUAGGAAGAAAGUGAAUGAGGAGGGAAGCACUAUCUGGUCACAGUAUGGUGGUGGACAGGGUGGUUUUGAAGCUGAAAUGGCUGGGAUUUUUCAAGACCCCACAAAGUCACUGUGGGAGCAGAAAGCGUGGAUAAAGAAUCGGUUGUUGCAACUUCAAGAGCAAAGAAUAAGCAUUGAGGAGGAAGCUUUUGAGUUGGAGAAACGGCACUUUAAGUGGCUGAGAUUCCGAAGCAAGAAAGACAGGGAGAUGGAGAGGCUGAGGUUGGUGAAUGAGAGAAUGCAACUAGAGAAUGAGCGGAUGGCUUUACAGCUGAAGCAUAAAGAUAAGGAAAUGGAGUUUGAUCUAAAGAGGUCAGAAGCACCUUUGGACCCCGGUUCUCUUGGCAUCGAAAGGCUGCAAGGAAGAGAUCAGAUAGAUUUGGGUAGGCUUCAGUAACUCCUGUUGGAAGGUUUUAUAAUUUAGUAUCGGAUCUCAAACGGUAUCCUGCUAAUCCAUCCUACUUCAAAACGUUAAAAUAUAAAGAAUGUACUAACAUUGUCAUGAACUUUGUAGCCCUUUAGAUGUACUUUGAAAUGGCUGACUUCUUAUCUGUCGAGCUUUCUUAUGUAAAAAUUAAGAAGCACAGCAGGUGUUUUUCUUUCCCCAUUUGCUUUUCCCCCAUAUUUUUCUCUCGUCUUAGGUGCGAGGCCAUGUACGAGGUGUUUUAAGUUCUCGUUAUUAUCUGCUUAGCUUUUGAACUGUAUAUUUGCUAAACUUGUUGAGAUACAAACUGAAGGAAUUCUUGAUUCCUUCAUUGAAUGUGAAUGAUACAAUGUCCUUUGAGUUCAUGG
Malania oleifera is the source of this 2028-nucleotide messenger RNA. RefSeq lists its product as uncharacterized. Lineage: Eukaryota; Viridiplantae; Streptophyta; Magnoliopsida; Santalales; Ximeniaceae. Bases 272 to 1633 code for a protein of 453 amino acids. The transcript has 2 exons. The record is from RefSeq and is a predicted model, not a curated record.